Molecule: messenger RNA, 2397 nt
Organism: Galeopterus variegatus (Sunda flying lemur)
Lineage: Eukaryota; Metazoa; Chordata; Mammalia; Dermoptera; Cynocephalidae
Gene: TRAF7
Product: TNF receptor-associated factor 7, E3 ubiquitin protein ligase
Exons: 19
Coding region: 26-2038 (670 amino acids)
Biological process (GO): Notch signaling pathway; ribosomal large subunit assembly
Cellular component (GO): nucleolus
Molecular function (GO): protein binding; zinc ion binding
Source: RefSeq, a predicted model, not a curated record
AGGACCCUAGCCGCCUCUCUAGAGCAUGAGCUCAGGCAAGAGUGCCCGCUACAACCGUUUCUCCGGGGGCCCCGCCAGUCUUCCCUCCCCAGACAUCACCACCGGGACCAGAAUGGAAACGACCUUUGGGCCCGCCUUUUCGGCCGUCACCACCAUCACAAAAGCUGAUGGGACCAACACAUACAAACAGCACCGCAGGACACCCUCCUCCUCCAGCACUCUUGCCUACUCCCCACGGGACGAAGAGGACAGCAUGCCCCCCAUCAGCACGCCCCGCCGCUCCGACUCGGCCAUCUCCGUCCGCUCUCUGCACUCCGAGUCCAGCAUGUCCCUGCGCUCCACGUUUUCACUGCCUGAGGAGGAGGAGGAGCCGGAGCCACUGGUGUUUGCCGAGCAGCCCUCAGUGAAGCUGUGCUGCCAGCUGUGCUGCAGCGUGUUCAAGGACCCCGUGAUCACCACGUGUGGGCACACAUUCUGCAGAAGAUGCGCCUUGAAGUCAGAGAAGUGUCCUGUGGACAACGCCAAGCUGACGGUCGUGGUGAACAACAUCGCGGUGGCCGAGCAGAUUGGGGAACUCUUCAUCCAUUGCAGGCACGGCUGUCGGGUGGUGGCGGGUGGGAAGCCCACCAUCUUCGAGGUGGACCCCCGAGGGUGUCCCUUCACCAUCAAGCUCAGUGCCCGGAAGGACCACGAGGGCAGCUGUGACUACAGGCCUGUGCGUUGCCCCAACAACCCCAGCUGCCCUCCCCUCCUCAAGAUGAACCUGGAGGCUCACCUCAAAGAGUGCGAGCACAUCAAGUGUCCCCACUCCAAGUAUGGAUGCACGUUCAUCGGGAACCAAGACACGUACGAAACUCACCUGGAGACAUGCCGCUUCGAGGGCCUAAAGGAGUUCCUGCAGCAGACAGACGACCGCUUCCAUGAGAUGCAUGUGGCGCUGGCCCAGAAGGACCAGGAGAUCGCCUUCCUGCGCUCCAUGCUGGGCAAGCUCUCAGAGAAGAUCGACCAGCUGGAGAAGAGUCUCGAGCUCAAGUUUGAUGUCCUAGAUGAAAACCAGAGCAAGCUCAGCGAGGACCUCAUGGAGUUCCGGAGGGACGCGUCCAUGCUGAAUGAUGAGCUGUCCCACAUCAAUGCACGGCUGAACAUGGGCAUCCUGGGAUCCUAUGACCCUCAGCAGAUCUUCAAGUGCAAAGGAACCUUUGUGGGCCACCAGGGCCCUGUCUGGUGUCUCUGUGUCUACUCCAUGGGUGACCUGCUCUUUAGCGGCUCCUCUGACAAGACCAUCAAGGUGUGGGACACAUGUACCACCUACAAGUGCCAGAAGACACUGGAGGGCCAUGACGGCAUCGUGCUGGCUCUUUGCAUCCAGGGGUGCAAGCUGUACAGCGGCUCUGCAGACUGCUCCAUCAUCGUUUGGGACAUCCAGAACCUACAGAAGGUGAACACCAUCCGGGCCCACGACAACCCAGUGUGCACACUGGUCUCUUCCCACAACAUGCUCUUUAGUGGUUCCCUGAAGGCUAUCAAGGUCUGGGACAUCGUGGGCACUGAGCUGAAGUUGAAGAAGGAGCUCACUGGCCUCAACCACUGGGUCCGGGCUCUGGUGGCUGCCCAGAGCUACCUGUACAGUGGCUCCUACCAGACAAUCAAGAUCUGGGACAUCCGUACCCUCGACUGCAUCCAUGUCCUGCAGACGUCUGGCGGCAGUGUCUACUCUAUCGCUGUGACGAAUCACCACAUUGUUUGUGGCACCUAUGAGAACCUCAUCCACGUGUGGGACAUUGAGUCCAAGGAGCAGGUGAGGACCCUAACAGGCCACGUGGGCACUGUGUACGCCCUGGCGGUCAUCUCAACACCGGACCAGACCAAAGUUUUCAGUGCAUCCUAUGACCGGUCCCUCAGGGUCUGGAGUAUGGACAACAUGAUCUGCACACAGACCCUGCUGCGCCACCAGGGCAGUGUGACUGCGUUGGCCGUAUCCCGGGGCCGGCUCUUUUCAGGGGCUGUGGACAGCACUGUGAAGGUUUGGACUUGCUAACAGAAUCCAGGCCAGGCCGUGGCUUUCUCUGGGCCUGCCUGAGCCACGCUGGCCUCACGGCAUGGUCUUGGGGUUUCUGCCUGCCCUGUGGGGACAGGUGGACAAGCCCAGGCAGCCAGGCAGUGCCCUUCAUUCCCUGUGCUGGGCAAGCCUCCUUCUACUCGGCCCUGUCCUCGUUGCUGCCAGGACAAUGCCCAGGCCCCUCUCUGGGUGCCAGGUACGAUGCUCAUCCAGUCCACACUCCAUUCCGUCCCCCUCCAAGAUGGACUGCAGGCCUUUUUACUCACCUUUUCUACUGUUUUUAGACUGUAUAUAGAUUUGAUUACUUCCUGAUUGAAAUAAAAGCUGCACAGACUGUG